CGGUGGGCUCGAGGCUCUGGCACGGAGAGCACUGACUGAACCUCUCGGACUAUCCCCGCAGACUCUCCUGGAGGCUGGAGCUUUACCCGGGCGUUACAGGGUGUCAGAGUUCCGCAGGGAAAGACAGAAGGAGAACCCGGUACCGCGACCUCGCUUAUUCAGAUCCGAUCUUCUCCCUUGCGGACAUGAGGCCUUCCCGAGGUCCUCGCGUCUGAGCCCAGCGGGGCGGCGGGUGGGGGGGGGGGCGGUAGCAGCAGCUCCGGGACAUGGCGGACCGGGAGGGUCCGGUCGUGGCCCCCGGCCCGGUGCAGGUGGAGGUGGACUACGACUACGAGUACAAAGCCAAGGACAAGACGGUGAAGAUCCGGCAGGGCGAGAGCUACCUGCUGGUGAGGAAGACCAACGAGGACUGGUGGCAGGUGAGGCGGGAGGAGGGCGCCCGGGCCUUCUACGUGCCGGCGCAGUACGUCCGGGAGGUGCGCCGGGCGCUGCUGCCCCCCCAGAAGCCCCCCCCCAGGGCCAAGCCCGCCGGCCUGGACGUCCGGCGUGCCUCUGACGACGACAACCUGAACCGGCCGCCGCAGCCCGAGAUGUCGAGCUUCGGCCGCCCCUCGCCCUCCUCCACGCCCUCGCCCUCCUCGGACCGCGUGACCCCGCCCGCCCUGGCCAAGGACGCCAACCACAACUUGGGCAGCCCCCACCACUGCAAGAUGGUGGCGGAGCUGGUGCUGCUGCACAACAACAACAACCACCACCUCCACCACCACCACCACCACCACCUCCUCCACCUGGGCAACGCCUCCAGCUCCACGCUGCCGCGCACGCGGGCCGACUCGCCGCCGCCGCCGCUCCGGGCCCCGGCGGGGGGGGGGCACCUGAGGGCCUCCAACGGCGACCGGAUCCCCCUGUCGGACGAGGGGUCCGGGGACAAGACCCGGGUGGACUCGGAGUCCGGGGACGAGCUGAGCAGCAGCUCCACCGAGCUCAUGCAGGUCAGUUCCAUAUUUACCCAGGGGCCCCGGCACCGUGGCCGCUUGGGGCCCCACACUGGGCCCCCAAGCGGGGAACUGUGUCUUGCUCUUGGUGACGGGAACAUCUUGGAGCCCAAGAUC
Gadus chalcogrammus (walleye pollock) is the source of this 1112-nucleotide messenger RNA. RefSeq names its product rho GTPase-activating protein 12-like. The record is from RefSeq and is a predicted model, not a curated record. Gene Ontology annotation, molecular function: protein binding. The annotation marks the transcript as partial. The transcript is spliced from 3 exons. NCBI's taxonomy places the organism in Eukaryota, Metazoa, Chordata, Actinopteri, Gadiformes, Gadidae.